Messenger RNA from Mesocricetus auratus (golden hamster), 4962 nucleotides. RefSeq names its product interferon-induced very large GTPase 1-like. Gene Ontology annotation, molecular function: GTP binding. NCBI's taxonomy places the organism in Eukaryota, Metazoa, Chordata, Mammalia, Rodentia, Cricetidae. The record is from RefSeq and is a predicted model, not a curated record.
CUAUGGCAACAACAAAGAACAUCCCUGAUGAGUCUCAAUACAGAAGCAGAAGACAGCAAAAUCUCCAGGAGGUGCUGACAGAAGUGGGGCUGUCUGUUGACUACUGGCUGCCUAAGCUUCAAGAAGACCUGGGUGUGACCUGUGCCCAGGCUUUACAACACUUAGACGAAAAAGACCUCCAGAAGCUGAAGUCCCAGACACAACACACAUGGGAGAAAAAGGCCCUAGAGAAGCUGCUGGACCUCUCACAGCCAAAUAGUGUUGCAGAGUUCCAGGAGACUCCAGGACAGAUGAUAAAGAACAGGCAGAGGCAGGCAGGACAGGCACUGCAGGAACUGAGGGCCUUGCAGUCACAAGGGAAGCACAGACAGGAAGAGGCAGUGAGGAGGAAAGAAGCAGAGCUGAGACAGGCAAUGGAGAUCCCUGAAGAGUGCUGGCCUGGACUUGAAGUGCCCCUAAAAGACGUCACUGAAACAAUGGAGAGACAUCUCAGUCACAUAGAACAGACACUGGCAAACAGUGAAAAUCUCUCAGAUAGAGACCUGGAAUGGGCAUCUGGAGGGCUAGCCCUGCGAGGAAUUUAUAAGACCUCCCACCAAAAGGACCUGGUAGCAAGGAGAGAAGAACUACUCAGGGUCCCUCAGGAAAUCUUUCGCUUUGGAUCUGAACAAGGUAAACGGAUGGAAACAAAAGAGUUUGCAUCUUCCAAAGAAGAAUCCCUGUUCACUGAAACUGUGGAGAAACUCGGUUUCAGGUUAAUGCUGUCAGCCAAGGGUGGAGGCUGGGGAUUUAGUACUGAAAGUGGGAUGGACAGUGUCAAACAUUCGGAAUCCAAAGAUACCCACCAAUCAGAUUCUAAGCACUCUUAUUUCUGUUCAUCAAUAUUUAGCUACAACCCACUAGCCUCCUUCCACUUUCGAAUUGAUCAGCUCCAGCUCUCCACUGCUGCUCUCAAAGAACUGAAAAUCAUUGUAGAGCAGCUGGAACACACUGAUGGACCAGACAGAUUCCUUGUAGUGAGGAACAGGACUGAAAACUUCUUCAGCAGAUUUGGUUCUCAUGCUAAUCAAGGCCCUCUGCACCUUGGGGGAAUCUACAGCUGGAAGGCCAUUUCAGAGGGUUUCAAAAGUGACCAUCUGGAUCAUGUAAAGCAACAGACAGCAGAAGCUUUGAAUGCUUACAUAAGGGGUAGCUACAGUGGUUUUGUUAUUGAAGUUGGGGGAGAGAUGACAAUAUCAGACUCACAUUCAGUAAGAUCCUACACAAAGGCAACUGAUCAACAGCUCCAAAUGAAAGUCCAAUUAUCUGUGGCCCAGUUAGGUGGACCGCCAGAAGCUAAUGGAAUUGCUCAGUGGACAACUGGCCUUAUUGCAAGCAACAAAACCUGGUCUGUCAUUGACCGAGAACUUCAGCUGGUGCCCAUUUGGGACAUCAUCUUAUCUAACCACGUAAAUGAUUUUAAGAACCCCUUUCUGGUGGCUAGCUGCCUGGCAGGCAACUACUCUGCUCUGACAGGCCUUGUUGCCAACAUCCAGGAUACAGAGAAGUUGUUGAGUUCCAUAAAGGAAGCAAGACAUUUCCUGGGUGGUAUGAAAUCCUGGGAAGUCUCUAACCCUGAAGAACAACUUAAUAAUCUGAUGGAUUUCAUGCAAGUACUGGCUGACAAAACAAAAGGGUAUGAUAUUUGGAUUAAUACAUGCCUCACAAAUUUGAAUCUACAGAAUUUUCUCAUAAGAACUGUCAACUUUUGCAAAAACACUUCCAUUAUGAAUACUCAUUUUAUUAAACUUCAGUUACGCUGCCUUCUAGAACCUCAUGUUUACAAAGUGAAAAACUUUCCUCAGGUGAAGUCAAUCAUGCAGUGGAUCUCCCAGACAGAGUCAGAAGAAGAACAAAUCUUAAUCACUGAAUCUUCUGAAUUCCUUAAAAAUUUAAAAGAAUUCCAAAAAUCUCUCACAGAAGCAAACAAAUCUGAGUCCCCAGAAACACUGAGAGGAAUUGUUGCAGACCUGAUGGUAGCUGGUGUUCCCAUUGAGCUCAUGGAUGGGGAUGCUUCAUAUGUGCCUCUAAAGUGGGUGGCAGCUGUUUUUGACAAGGUCUCAGAGAAACUUGGAGAUAAAAGACUGUUUGUUCUCUCUAUCCUUGGUCUGCAGAGCUCAGGGAAGUCUACCCUACUGAAUGCCCUGUUUGGGUUAGAGUUCACAGUUAGUGCAGGCAGAUGUACCAAGGGGGCCUACAUGCAGUUCCUAAAGGUGGAUGAUAAAUUCACAGAAGAACUUGGCUUUGAAUUUAUGCUUGCUGUUGAUACAGAAGGACUUCGAGCUCCAGAACUCAACAAUAAAUCCCAGAAUUGGGACGAUGAGUUGGCAACAUUUGUCAUUGGCCUAGGAAACCUGACUCUGAUCAAUAUUUUUGGGGAGAAUCCAUCAGAGAUGCAAGAUAUCCUACAAAUAGUUGUCCAGGCCUUUUUGAGAAUGAAACAAGUGAAAAUCUCCCCCAGUUGCAUCUUUGUCCAUCAGAAUGUAGGCGAAAUAACAGCAAAAGACCAAACUAUGGAAGGACGAAGGAGACUAGAACAGAGACUAGAUGAAAUGACAGCAUUAGCUGCUGAACAGGAAGAGUGCACAAACAUAACCCGAUUCAGUGAUGUCAUUAAAUUUGAUGCCAAUAGUCAUGUCUACUACUUUGCCCACCUCUGGGAUGGCAAUCCACCAAUGGCUCCUCCCAAUCCUUGCUAUAGUCAUAAUGUCCAGGAGUUGAAGACUGGGAUUCUUAGGAAUGCCCAGCAGGAAUCAAGGGGAAAAAUCAUGAAGAUCUCAGAUAUAAAAUUGCGAAUUCAAGAUUUGUGGAAAGCCCUGGUCAGUGAGAACUUCAUUUUCAGUUUCAGGAACACCCAAGAGGUCAUAGCCAUGAGUAAACUGGAAACCAUGUAUAACCACUGGACUUGGGAGCUGAGGAGUCAUGUGCUGGAAUUACAGAAUCAGCUGAACAAUCAGAUUCAGAAUGGGAAAAUCCUUACACUCACAACUAAUGCCCUGGAAGGUCCACUUAACAGAAAAUAUGAAACCAUCAAGCAAGAAUUUGACAAGUAUUUUGAACAAGACCCAGAUAGUGAAACAUUGAUUCAAUGGAAAGCAAAUUUUGAACAUAAGCUACUGAUUCUUAAAGAUGCACUUAUUUCAGACACCAGAAGUAAAGGCAAUGAACUCAUUAGUCUUAAACAAAGCCAAGAAAGACUAGAAAAACAAAAGUCACAAUAUGAAAAUGAGUUGUUAGAGAGGAGCCGAAAGUUGGCUUUAAGUGUGAAAGGUAAAGAGUUAAGUGAUGAAGAGUUGCGUGAGAAAUUCAAUCAAGUUUGGACAAAUUGGAUCUACAAUGUGUCUUCUACUGCACCUCCUGUCACAGAACCUAACAUAGAUGGGGAUGCUGAAAGCAUUUUUCUAAAUCAUUUCGCAAAGGACAAAAAUAUUGCAGAAAGACUAAAAAUAAAGAAUGGAGAAACAUUUUGCAUCAAUUAUGACAAGCAUGUUCAAAUGAAAAAAAGAUAUCAUAUAAUUCCAAGGAGUUUAGAACCUUGUCAUAAAGAAUCCAUUGAUGAAACUGUUAAUACCACUCUUUUAAUAUUUGAUGAAACAAUAAAAAACAUUUGGAAGCAAAAGCGUGAUUACAGUCAGAGUGACUUUCAUACAAUCCUGAGGAUAAUAGAAAAUGAACUGAAAUCUGUUCCCCCUGAGAAAGACUACACAUUUACCAGAGACUACACCAUUGACUUAUCAUUAUACUUAUUCCAAAGAGCAUCCAAGAGAUUCAAGGAAAUGCACAAGGCUUUCAAGAGAGCAAAUGAUCCUGUGAACUAUCUGGAGAGGAAGAAAGAUGAUUUCUUCAUGAGUUUUAAGAUCUCCUGCCAAGGUGCCACCUCCAUCACAUCCUUUGUUGACUUCCUGUGGCUCAAGCUCACUCCUGCUAUCUAUGACACCGUAUGGGACAAAAUGGGUCCUAAAGUAGCUGAGGACAUGCGAGCCACCUGCCCUGUAUUCAAUGGAAACAGGGCUAACUUGGAGAGAUGUAUUCUCAUUUCUCUGGCAGAAAAAGAAAACUUUGAUAACUAUUGGCAAUAUAUUCAUCAGCCACAAUCCUUUUUCAGGGAUUACAUUAGUGAACAGAUUAGAACAUACUUUUCAGAAAAUGAAGGUGAAAAAAGAAAAACUUUUUUAAAAAUAAUUUUAGGUGACAUCAAGAAUGCCAUCCUCACUGCCAUCUAUAAGACCACAGAAGUAGCUAACAGUGAAAGCAGCACUGCUUCUGGAUGGUUGGAUUUGUUCUGUGAUCACCUAGGGAGCAACCUGAUCUUUCCAAGAAGAGACCUGAUAAGCAUCGAGCACCAGGAGAUUAAGGAUAGUGAUUUUCUCAAAGAAGCCAUGAGUGCAGCUUUGGAUCCUGCAAUGAGGAAAGCAGAAGAGGACUGCUCAGAGAGGCCCAUAGAUGAAAUAGUUCCUGACAUUGAGAAAAUUCUCUCUGAGCAUUUCUGUGGCUGUUGGAAACAGUGUCCUUUUUGUAAAGCAAUUUGUACAAACACCAUUCCCCAGCAUGAAGGAGACCACAGUGUGCCUUUCCACCGCCCUCAGGCUGUCAAUGGUUGGCAUUAUCAUAAAACAGACUACUUUGUCACUAAUAUCUGUACUAAUUCUGUAGCAAGUGAUCAUUCAUUUAUUUUAAGUGAUAACCGUACAUUCCCAUACAAGAAAUAUCGAGAAGCAGGAGGUGAUUAUGCCACAUGGAGCAUCACUCCAGACUUAUCUACCCAGCCGUAUUGGAAAUGGUUUAUCUGUCACUUCAGAUGGAAGCUUGAAGAGAAAUAUGGAAGAAAAUUUACAAAUUUAGGUGCUAUUCCAGAUUCUUGGAACAAAAUCACAAUGCAAGAGUUACUUGAUGAUUUGAAAAAAUAAUGACUGACAAAAUAUA